AUGAGGAGAGCGGUCCUGAAAGAAGCCGCAAAACGCUUCCCCUGGCUCGCCAACGUCACUUUGUACGGCUGCUUUUUCGCCGGCGGCGACCUGGUCCAUCAGCUCAUCGCGCAGGAGGAGCGCAUGGACUGGAAGCACACUCGCGACGUGGCCAUUGUAGCCGUCAGUUUCCAUGGAAACUUCAAUUACUUCUGGCUGCGCGCCCUGGAGAGGCGUUUUCCCGGGAAGUCCGCGGCGAUGGUGUUCCGCAAACUCCUGUUGGACCAGAGCUUCGCGUCGCCUUUGGCCACGAGUGUCUUCUACACAGGAGUGAGCUUCUUGGAGGGAAAGGAGGACAUCUUUGAAGACUGGAGGGAGAAGUUCUUCAACACGUGGAAGACCGGACUCAUGUACUGGCCAUUCAUGCAGUUUCUAAACUUCGUCCUCAUGCCGUUGUACUUGCGGACGGCCUUCAUGGGCUGCUGCGCCUUCCUCUGGGCCUCUUUCCUCUGCUUCUCGCGGCAGAGCGGCGACGGAACCGCCGCAGUGGCAGUGGCCUUCGUCAUGGACCCCCGCAAGACCCUGUUGGAGAUGCGUGAGGCCCGGCUGGCCCGGAAGAAGCAACCGACCCAGAGAGAGAACUAGAAGGGGAGGAAGAGGAGGAGGAAGAGUAAGAGGAGGAGGAGGAGGAUGUCUUUCAGUCAUCUUUCCAGAGGGGUUUCCACUUUGGUUCUUGGUUGGAAAAAGGAAAAACUUUUCUCUCCCAAAUUCGCACACAUCAGUUGACUGAUGUGGUGAUAUAACUUUUUAAUAACAUUUAAUUCAUGUGCUGAAUAUUUAUGAUUGUAUUCUGACCUUUUCCUGCCUGACGACUAGAUACUAUUUACCCAGAAAUACACUUUGGGUAAAGUCUGAAAGCAUUUAGGGGAAAGCAGGGGGCGACCUUUGGAUCUGCAGUGAAGCUAAAGCAUUGUGUGUAAAUCCUGCAUUC
Pungitius pungitius (ninespine stickleback) is the source of this 970-nucleotide messenger RNA. RefSeq names its product MPV17 mitochondrial membrane protein like (gene mpv17l). Gene Ontology annotation, cellular component: mitochondrion; cytoplasm; membrane. Lineage: Eukaryota; Metazoa; Chordata; Actinopteri; Perciformes; Gasterosteidae. The record is from RefSeq and is a predicted model, not a curated record. The transcript has 4 exons. The coding region runs from base 1 to 624 and encodes 207 amino acids. Gene Ontology annotation, biological process: cellular response to reactive oxygen species; mitochondrial ribosome assembly.